Molecule: messenger RNA, 1731 nt
Organism: Lingula anatina
Lineage: Eukaryota; Metazoa; Brachiopoda; Lingulata; Lingulida; Lingulidae
Product: NEDD8-activating enzyme E1 regulatory subunit
Biological process (GO): protein neddylation
Cellular component (GO): cytoplasm
Molecular function (GO): NEDD8 activating enzyme activity
Source: RefSeq, a predicted model, not a curated record
UUAGUACGGAAAUAAGCCUCUCUCAACAUGUCUGGCGAGAAGGAAAGCCUCGAUAAAACUCGAAAAUAUGAUCGACAGUUAAGGUUAUGGGGUGAUCAUGGCCAGUGUGCAUUAGAGUCUGCCAAAGUUUGCCUUAUUAAUGCCACGGCAACAGGGACAGAAAUUUUGAAAAACCUGAUAUUACCAGGUGUUGGCUCCUUCACCAUAGUGGAUGGUAAGAAGGUGACAGGAGAGGAUGUAGGCAACAAUUUUUUUCUUGACAAAGACAAGAUUGGAGAGUCACGUGCUCAGGUGGCUACAGAUCUCCUGCUGGAACUAAAUGAAGAUGUGACAGGAAACUUCAUGGAAGAGAGCCCUGAACUGCUGCUUGAAAGGAACCCAGAAUUCUUUGACACAUUUACAAUUGUAGUAGCUGUAGACUUGCCUGAGAGGGUAUUACACAAAUUAUCUGGUCAUCUGUGGGAAAAGGAUAUUCCUCUUAUGGUGGUACGUGCAUAUGGUCUCAUUGGCUCCAUAAGACUGGUGGCAAGAGAACACACUGUGAUAGAAUCUCACCCAGACAAUGCACACGAAGACUUGAGACUAGAUCGGCCUUUCCCAGGGUUGACUCAGUACUGUGACUCACUGGAUCUCAGCACUAUGAAAAAGAAGGAUCACAGCCACACUCCCUGGUUGGUCAUAAUUUUCAAGUAUUUACAAAUCUGGAAAGAACAGCAUGGUGGAGCUGCCCCCAAAAACUACAAGGAGAAAAAUGAAUUCAAGAAACUAAUUCAGCAAGGAGUUUUAAGGAAUGAGGAAGGUGUUCCCGAAGUGGAAGAGAAUUUUGAUGAGGCUAUAAAUAAUGUUAAUGUGUCUCUUGUUCCCACCUCGAUCCCAUCUGCAGUACAGAAUAUAUUCAAUGACAGUGAGUGUGUAAAUUUACAACCAGAGAGCAAGCCUUUCUGGAUACUAGCAAGAGCUGUGAAAGACUUUGUGGAGAGUGUGGGAGAGGGUGCCCUCCCACUGAGAGGAACCAUCCCAGACAUGACCGCGGACUCAGAGAGGUACAUUCAGCUACAGCAGGUGUACCGCCAGCAGGCUGCUGUAGAGGCAGAGUGGGUGGCCAACAGAGUCCAGCAGCUACUGCAGUCAUUGGGGAAGGGGGAGCCUGUUCCCACAGACAUGAAAAGCCGGUGCCAAAGCCAAAACAACAACAACAUAGCUAGUUCCAAAGACACCAUCACUGAAGCAGAUGUGAAACUUUUCUGUCGCAAUGCCUCCUUUCUCCGCGUGCUUCAGUACCGCUCUAUAGCUCAGGAGUACGACCCGGCCACAGCCAAGAUUGGAGAACUAGUGGGGAACAUCGAGGAGUCAGACGAAGAUGAUGCAAUAUGGUACAUCCUUCUGCGAGCAGUGGAUAAAUUUUAUGCAGACUUUAACCGUUACCCUGGAGUGUAUGAUGACCAGGUGGAGGCAGACAUUCCAAAGCUUAAGACCUGCCUUGCCAAGUUGUUACAUGAGUACGGGAAUGUAUAUAACAUCAAAGAUGACUUUGUUCAUGAAAUGUGUCGUUAUGGUGCUGCGGAGAUCCACUCUGUUGCCUCAUUCCUAGGUGGCGUUGCAGCCCAAGAGGCGAUCAAAAUCAUUACAGGACAGUUUGUACCAAUGAACAACACUUACAUUUACAAUGCCAUGAAACAGACAUCUGUGACAGUUGAAUUAUAAAGGGAACAUAGGAUGUAAAAAAAAAAA